AUGCAAACAGCGCUCUUCUAUGUAAUUAAGAAUGAGAAAGGGAACUUGUUAGGAAAAGAAACAGCGAUUUUAUUAGAUGCUCUUCUGAUUGGGUUGAACAUGGCGAUGGCAACCAAUUUUGUUACUCUGGGUGAACUCUGGUCCAGCCACGUUGAAAUGGAGGAAGAAGAUGAAGCGAUAUUUUCCAGAAUCAAGGUCUUAAUAGAGAACCAUCUGCCAGACGGCUGGAGAGACUGGAAGGUGAUUGACUGGAAGAAAGAAGAUCUAUUUGGGAAAAAGAUAGACCACAAAGUAUUGAACAAAAUUCGCUUCGCCCUCCCCACAUUGGAACUGGUGAAAGCAUUCUACCCAGAAGCAACAUCGGUGGGAGAGAAAACCUACCGAAAUAUAAAAUUGAGGCUUCUCAACUGGAACCUCUGUAGAGCAUUGAUCAUGAGCCCACGGCAGGUAGCGUGUCAGUUAUGA
Molecule: messenger RNA, 465 nt
Organism: Acanthoscelides obtectus
Lineage: Eukaryota; Metazoa; Arthropoda; Insecta; Coleoptera; Chrysomelidae
Source: the annotation of a GenBank genome assembly